Messenger RNA from Chelonus insularis, 969 nucleotides. RefSeq lists its product as uncharacterized. The transcript is spliced from 3 exons. The coding region runs from base 524 to 847 and encodes 107 amino acids. The record is from RefSeq and is a predicted model, not a curated record. NCBI's taxonomy places the organism in Eukaryota, Metazoa, Arthropoda, Insecta, Hymenoptera, Braconidae.
AUUGUUGCUAUAGAAAAGUAAUAUCGAUUUUUAUACUUUCAUGUCUACAUCUGAUCAAUUGAACAAAUAUUAAUUGUUUUUUACUGUAACAAAAAUCUAUUUAAUGUAUCUAUAUGUUAACUAUAAAUUAAAAAUGUCAUAAUUUUUUUUUUCAAUCAAGUGAAUUGAUUCAAUACGUAUCAUUUUUUAUUCAAAGUGUUAAAUGAUUGAUGAGUUUAUUCUAUUUUAGUGUUAUAUUUCUAAUGAUCUAUCAGAAAAAAUUAUUACAUAUAAACCAAAAUCGAGGUUUCAUUAAAAUGACUAAUAAAAAUGAUAUUUACUUAAUUUAUAACUGCCAGAUAUCACGAAACUUCGUGUAAUCAGUGAUAACGCGACUUGAUAUAGAAACGUUUAAAAGAAUUGAGUAUAUACAAGACAUAGUAGUGUGUGACAUGUUUUAUAUUAUCAUAUAACUAUACUUGAAUUAAUUUAUAAAAUAAUUAUUUUGAAAUCACAACAAUUCUUAUCGACUUAAUGUGUCAGUAUGGAAAGUGUGGAAGACUUACAGUUACAAUUUUACAUUGUCAGUGGUAUAGUUGCAGCAAUACUUGUCAUACUAUUUAUUUUAAUUAUCAUCCUCUUCAUUAGAGUCAGUAGAUUAUCUAUAUACAGGUCAAAUCAAACAACAUUUCGACAAGAUUCAAUAGGAGAUUUCUGUUAUACAAAUCCUAUGAUUGUACCUGGUGAGGAACUAUCACGACGUGGAUACUCAAUGUAUCGAGCUGAAAGUUCACCAACAAUUCCGACAGUUAGCUUAAAACAUAUUACUGAUGAAUAUGGAACUUAUGAAUCUCGUUCAAGGUUUUAAGAUAAUUCAAAACAAAUUUUCUUUAAUUAAUAUGUACUAUAAAAAUUUUUAAAUUCUACUAAUAUGAAUUAGUAAAUAAUAUUUGUUAAAAAAAAUUAAUAAAUUUUAUUUUUUAAUCUGUA